CCGGAGAGGAGCGAAGCAAGCGCGAGCAGCAAAUGACAGGAUCCUCGCGCGGUCGACAGACAUUGUUGUGUGAAAGUGACUCUGAGGAGGAACGGAAAGUAGAAUAAUGGAGUAGGUCACAGGCAGACGCUUCCUCCUCUUCUUCUUCUGCGUUUUUAAGUCCUCCCGCUGUAGCUUCUGGUGUGUGAUGCGGUCGGCGGAGCGGAAAACAUCCAGGAUUUUUUAAAAAACGCUCUCGCGCGUGGCUGUGUCGCAGCUCAGGAUGACGACCACUGCCAUGGACACAAACAACAGCAACAACAACAACAAUACAGGGGGUGUGAUCUCCUACGUGGGUUCAUGUGGAGGCUCUCCGACUCGGACCAGUCCAGUCUCCAUGUACAGCGAGAACUCCAACUCCCAGCCCUGCUUCACCGCCUCCCCCUCCUCCUCUUCAACUCCCUCCUUCCUCAGCAGCAGCUCCAACUCGGGCUCCGCGGGAGAGGACGGCUCCUCCUCGGCCUCCUCCUCGGCAGGAGGUUCGCCUCGAGGCCGAGACGACGGAGGCUCCGUGAGGGCGUCGCCCAGCAAGUCCGUGGCCAGUCUGACCAAGCUCAACGGCAUGGUGCUGCUGUGUAAAGUCUGUGGUGACGUAGCUUCAGGUUUCCAUUAUGGAGUUCAUGCCUGUGAAGGCUGCAAGGGGUUCUUCCGCCGCAGCAUCCAGCAGAACAUCCAGUACAAGAAGUGUCUGAAGAACGAGAGCUGCACCAUCGUGAGGAUCAACAGGAACCGCUGCCAGCAGUGUCGCUUCAAGAAGUGCCUGUCUGUGGGCAUGAGCCGGGACGCGGUUCGUUUCGGUCGGAUCCCGAAGCGUGAAAAGCAGAGGAUGUUGGCUGAGAUGCAGAGCGCCAUGAACAACAUGGUGAACAACCAGCUCCAGAGCGACUUCCAACUCGCCAGCCUCUCCUCCUCCUCCUCUUCUUCCUCAUCCUCAUCCUCCUCCCCCUGCCCGGGGGUGACCAUCGCUCCCCAGCCCGAGCCUUCGGCCCCGCCACUUGCCCCAUCCUCCCCCUCCCCUCUGGCCCCGGCCUCCUCCUCCUCACCCUCUCCUCUUCCUCUUCCUCCUUCCCCCUGUCAGAGUCCCUCCCUCUCUUCCCCUCCCAGCCCAGGGUUGGACUCCACCAUCAGCGCCAUCACACGCGCUCACCGUGAGACCUUCCUGUACGCUCACGACAAGCUGGCCAAUCCCCACGCGCCACCUCAGCAGCCUCAGCAGAAUAACCACGCCCAACACCACAACGGGGAGGCGGCGCACUGGGGGCCCAACCGCUGCCCCAAUGGUUACCACACCAACGGCCUCAACACCAUCUAUCAACAUAACAACAACCUGGGGACGGGACGCUACCUGCUGCCGGACAGCAGUCAAAACCUCACAAAUCAUCACCAUGGCAACAGGAGGUGGAGCCUGCAUAACAGUAAUCUGAUUGGAGGAGAUGGGCUCAGUGAUCAUGUGACCCAGGGGCAGAACCAUCCUGUGAAGAACUGCACGGGGAUUGUGCUGGCCUGUCCAAUGAACAUGCAGCCUCACGCCAACCCCUCGAAGACCCCCCAGGAGAUCUGGGAGGACUUCUCUCUGUCCUUCACCCCCGCCGUGAGGGAGGUGGUGGAGUUUGCCAAACACAUCCCAGGAUUCAGCUGUCUGUCUCAGAACGACCAGGUCACCCUGCUGAAGGCCGGCACCUUCGAGGUGCUGAUGGUGCGCUUCGCGUCCCUGUUCAACGUGAAGGAACAGACGGUAACCUUCAUCUCUGGUGCCACCUACAGCCUGGAGGAGCUGAGGGCGAUGGGGAUGAGCGAGCUGCUGGGAGCCAUGUUUGACUUCAGCCACAAACUGGCCGCACUGGAGCUGAGCGCCCAGGAGCUGGGACUGUUCACCGCCGUGGUGCUGGUGUCCGCAGACCGGUCCGGCAUCGAGAACGUGGCGUCGGUGGAGCAGCUGCAGGAGAACCUGAUCAGAGCUCUGCGCUCGCUGGUCAGCAAGUCGCCCCCCGGCAACAACCAUCACAACGUGGACUCGCCGCGCUUCACCAAACUGCUGCUGAAGCUGCCCGACCUGCGAACGCUCAACAACAUGCACUCUGAGAAGCUGCUGUCCUUCCGCAUCGACGCCUGAUGACCUCACAGCCGACGCCACCGAUGACAUCACUUCGCUGUCCGCUCGGACUCAGAUCAGUGUCACUUCCUGUUGGUCGCUGAGGAUGCUAAACAUCACGCGGUGCUCUCCACGGCCAUGACAUCAGCUCAUUACAUCAUCGUCGACCCUGACGUCAUCGCAUCGUUAAAACCGACACGGUGAUGAUGUCAUCAACAGAACCGUUCAGCAUUCAGCUCUCCGCCAAAAUAAGAGUCUGUAGCUCGCAAAUUACAUCCUGUUGGGCCAAGUUAAAGGAACAGUUUGACAUUUUAAGAAUGCUAGCUGUGUUAGCUUGUUUUACCCAGAGAGGACAGAGGGCGUUUAGCUUAGCUUAGCACAAAGACUGGAAGCAGGGGGAAACUGUUAGCCAAGUCCCAUCAAAACAUAAAAAUUCCAUCUUCCAACAACCCCGCCUCUGACGUGUUAUAGGUCGGGUGUAGAAAAGCAACGUGAAGGAGACAUUGUGGUUUUAACAGCCUCUGUUAGCAUCACAGCUACAGAGUUCUGACUUCAUCACUAUCAAACCGAAUCCCUGCAUCUUUCACCUUUCAUAAUAAUUAAUGAUGACAAAAUGAGAAGGUUAUCAUGUGCAGUCAUGAAUGGAUUGUGAUAAACAGUAUUUAGGUGACAAAGGCAGCCGUCAGUGAUGGACCUGUGCAUGGAUGCAGGAGUUUUUAAUGUCAGGUUUGAGUGACAGGACGGACUGCUAACGAGCUCGUUAACUAAAAAUCCAACAUUUAAAUCAGACAGAUUGUUUGUUUACUCUUUAAAGGAGCUAGGCUAACAGUUCCCCCCUGCUUCCAGUCUUUGUGCUAAGCUAGUUCAAACUCACGUCCUGAAACAGGGAUGAGAACGAGGUGGGACUCGUCCCUGAUGGACUUUUCCAGGACAAAGGGAACAUCCAGAACUUCCAAGCACUUGGCUGACGUGUUGUUUGACACACAGAGAAAAGCUGGUGUGGGUUUUUAUUGUCCUACUUUCAACGUUCAGCUUCGUUUGAAUCUGUGGACACACAGAGACAGCGUCCACCAACACCAGCCAAUAGCACGAAGGAACGGCAGUGACGGACAGCUCCGCUAACCAGUGAGACGGAGGAGGCGGGGUGAUGUGUUCAAGUCUUUCUAACAAACUUUAUGCAGCUGAUCUUCUGUAUGAAAACUGUAAAAAAGACAAAUAUCCAGAACUGUUUGAAGAACCGUGUUUGACACGCAAAGAUAUAUUAUACAUCUCUAUUUUUUGUUAAUAUGAAAACAUGCCUGUGCAAAUAUUACCACUGUAUAAAAGAAAAACUGUAUGUAAGGUUUGAAACAGUGUUGAGUAUGAAAUGCAUCUAAUGGACAUGAGAUAUUCUGAUGUUUGUAUUUUAACCUGUGUUUUAUGUUGUAAAGACAUUAUAUAUAUAUAUGUGUGUGUGUGUGUAUACAUAUACACACAUCGUCUCAUUUUUCUUUCAUUUGUUUCUGAACAUUUUCA
Molecule: messenger RNA, 3646 nt
Organism: Chelmon rostratus (copperband butterflyfish)
Lineage: Eukaryota; Metazoa; Chordata; Actinopteri; Chaetodontiformes; Chaetodontidae
Gene: nr1d1
Product: nuclear receptor subfamily 1, group d, member 1
Exons: 8
Coding region: 263-2152 (629 amino acids)
Biological process (GO): hormone-mediated signaling pathway; cell differentiation; positive regulation of transcription by RNA polymerase II
Molecular function (GO): RNA polymerase II cis-regulatory region sequence-specific DNA binding; nuclear receptor activity; zinc ion binding
Source: RefSeq, a predicted model, not a curated record